AUUGAAGAAUCUCUUAUUCUCAAUUCAGAGUCAGACCAGUAUGUCUUUAGUCAUCGCAACAAAUUUGAUGUAGUUGUGUAUUAUGACCAAAGUUCCCAAGGAAUACAUGAUGAAAGUGAAACACUACGAAAUUUGAAAUUGGCUAUCUAUCAACUCGAAUUCACAAAAAAGCUCGGAAGAGUACCUAUGCUUCUAGCUGGUGGGUUUGAUGCCUGGCAAGAAAAAAUAGGA
Phycomyces blakesleeanus NRRL 1555(-) is the source of this 231-nucleotide messenger RNA. RefSeq lists its product as hypothetical. The record is from RefSeq and is a predicted model, not a curated record. The annotation marks the transcript as partial. The transcript has a single exon. NCBI's taxonomy places the organism in Eukaryota, Fungi, Mucoromycota, Mucoromycetes, Mucorales, Phycomycetaceae.